Molecule: messenger RNA, 1329 nt
Organism: Sphenostylis stenocarpa
Lineage: Eukaryota; Viridiplantae; Streptophyta; Magnoliopsida; Fabales; Fabaceae
Source: the annotation of a GenBank genome assembly
AUGCACAUUGGGAUUUUGGAUGAGUAUAGGAAAGAGGAUUGGAGUUCAACGGGGACUCCCGUGAAUAUUAUUGUGGGUUCUCAUGUCUGGAUUGAAGACCCAGAGGUAUCUUGGAUUGAUGGACAGGUAUUAAAAAUCAAUGGAAAGGAUGCUGAAAUUGAAACUACCAAUGGAAAAAAGGUUUGUAGACUGUCAGAGCGCUAUGUACUUGGUUCAGUUAAUGCAAAUUUAUCAAAAAUAUAUCCUAAGGAUAUGGAAGCUCCUCCUGGUGGAGUGGACGAUAUGACUAAACUGUCCUAUUUGCAUGAGCCUGGAGUCUUGCAGAACUUAAAGGCUAGAUAUGAAUUGAAUGAAAUAUACACUUAUACUGGAAAUAUUCUGAUUGCAAUAAAUCCAUUCCAAAGACUACCUCAUAUUUAUGGUGCGCAUAUGAUGACACAAUACAAGGGAGCACCAUUUGGAGAAUUAAGCCCUCAUGUAUUUGCAGUUGCUGAUGUUGCAUAUCGGGCAAUGAUUAAUGAAGGAAAAAGCAAUUCAAUUCUAGUCAGUGGGGAAAGUGGAGCUGGUAAAACUGAAACUACAAAAAUGCUUAUGCAGUAUCUUGCUUUCUUAGGUGGUAGGGCUGGUACUGAAGGACGAACAGUUGAACAACAAGUUCUUGAAUCAAAUCCAGUUCUGGAAGCAUUUGGGAAUGCUAAAACUGUUAGGAAUAACAAUUCUAGUGGAAGAAUAUCGGGAGCAGCCAUCCGAACAUAUCUUCUAGAGAGAUCUCGGGUUUGCCAAAUUAAUGAUCCUGAAAGGAAUUACCAUUGCUUUUAUCUUCUUUGCGCUGCACCACAGGAGUCAAAAUGCUAUGAACUGGCUGAAAUAAGUGAUGCUCGUGAAUAUCUUGCCACCCGGAGAGCUAUGGAUGUUGUUGGAAUAAGUCAAAAAGAUCAGGAAGCCAUUUUCAGAGUUGUUGCUGCAAUUCUUCAUAUUGGUAAUAUUGAAUUUACCAAAGGAAAGGAUGUUGACUCAUCGGUUCCAAAAGAUGACAAAGCCAAAUUCCACCUGAAAACAACUGCUGAGCUUCUCAUGUGUGAUGCUGAUGCCUUGGAAGACGCAUUAUGUAAGCGAGUCAUGAUCACCCCUGAAGAAGUUAUAAAAAGGAGCCUUGACCCCCAAAGUGCUGCUGUGAGUAGAGAUGGAUUGGCAAAAACGAUUUAUUCUCGGCUAUUUGACUGGCUGGUGGACAAGAUUAAUAAUUCAAUUGGACAAGACCCCAAAUCUAAAUCUUUGAUUGGUGUCCUUGAUAUCUAUGGUUUUGAAAGCUUUAAAUCUAACAGGUAA